This is a messenger RNA of Heterobasidion irregulare TC 32-1, 2705 nucleotides long. RefSeq lists its product as uncharacterized. The coding region runs from base 1 to 2382 and encodes 793 amino acids. The transcript has 4 exons. Gene Ontology annotation, molecular function: protein binding. NCBI's taxonomy places the organism in Eukaryota, Fungi, Basidiomycota, Agaricomycetes, Russulales, Bondarzewiaceae. The record is from RefSeq and is a predicted model, not a curated record.
AUGGCCUCCAACGCCAACCCGCUCCCCGUGCCCCCUCGCCCCCAGCAGCGCUACGACGACCUGCCCCCUCCCCCGCCCGUGCCCCCGCUGCCGCCCAACCACCAGCCAGAGCGACCGCCAGACCCGUACGUGUCGCCGCCGCACCUCGAAGACCCGCUGGUCGCCCCGCGGCCGCAGAAGAUCACGCCCGAUCUGCCCGCAGACAUGGCCCGCACCCUGGACCACUCCCUCGCCUUUGCUGCCCCCGACCACCACAGGCUCCCGACCCCGGCCCCUCCCCCGCCACCGCAGCAGCACUCCGGCUUAAACAGCAAUCCCGGCUUUGCCUUUCCAACUCCAGCACACGCUGCUUCUUCACCUCCCCCUCCCCCUCCUCCUCCCUCCCAGCCCGCUGACGCCUGGUCGCCGUGGAACGUCCCCCAGCACAACCACCACCAGCCCUACCCGCAAUCGCCCCCGUCUCUCAGACAGUCCUUGCCUCCCCAGCACCCCCAGCAGCCCUACGCCCCGCCCGCACGUCCCAUGUCUGGCUACGACCCCCUCGCCUCCUCCAUGAGCGGCCUCGCCAUCGCCACCACCCCACCACCCCCACUCCAGCGCACGCAGAAUGACGGCCCGCCCUCGCUCACCGCGCCCCUCCCCACCGUUGCCUCCCUCACCGCAGCCCUCCCUGCCAUCCAGAACCCCGCAGGCGACCCUGCCUCCAAGCUCGCCUGGGCCCGCGACGUCCUCUCCCUCGUCGACCGCCUCGACGCCUCGGCUCGCUCUGCCUCCGCUGCCUCCGAGCCCCCGCCUCCGGGCCCCGUCAACAUCACAGACCAGGGCCUCGCUCGCCUCUCCCAGGUCGCCGUCCCGCUCGUCGCCCAGCUCGCGAACCCCCAGCCCCCGCCGAACCCCCUCCCGCUCUACGUCGCCGAGGCCAUCUACCACCGCGCCAACCUCGCCGCAUCCGGCGCCUUCCCGCAGUUCCUGCCCCACAACCCCCGCUCCGCCUUCCGCGACUACGAGCGCGCCGCCCGCGCAGGCUUCCACGCUGGCUGGUUCAAGCUCGGCCGCGACUACGAGACCUUUGGCGAUGCCCCGCAUGCCAAGGACUGCUUCGAGCGUGGAAUCAAGUAUGGCAACGAGAGUUCCCUCUACCGCAUGGGCAUGGCCAACCUCAUGGGCCAGCUCGGUCUCCCCCCCAACCCCGAAGCCGCCAUCCCCCUCCUCCAGCGCGCCGCCACCGUCGCGACCGUCGACAUCCCACAGCCCGCGUACGUAUUCGGCUUGCUUCUCCUCGCCGAGUUUUCCCACGUCACGGUGCCCCCGCACCUCUUCACCCCCUUCAUCCCCGCGGGCAGCACCCGCGAGGGCGAGGCCCGCCGCCACCUCGAGCGCGCCGCCUACCUCAACUUUGCCCCCGCCCAGUACAAGCUCGGCCACGCGUACGAGUUUGCCCAGCCGCCCUUCCCGUUCGACCCGCUCCUCAGCGUGCAGUACUACUCGCUCGCCAGCCAGCAGGGCGAGAUCGAGGCCGACAUGGCGCUCUCCAAGUGGUUCCUCUGCGGCGCCGAGGGCAGCUUCGACAAAGACGAGUCCCUCGCCUUCACCUUUGCCGAAAAGGCCGCCCGCAGGGGGCUCCCGAGCGCCGAGUUCGCCAUGGGCUACUACAUGGAGGUCGGCGUCGGCGGCCCGAAGGACAUCGCCGCCGCGACCAAGUGGUACGCCAGGGCCGCGCAGCACGGCAACACCGACGCGACCGAGCGCCUCGCCGCGCUCGCCCAGCCCGCCGCGCACGCGCUCUCCCGCCAGGAGCACGACACGCUCACGGAGAGCACCCUCGUCCGCAAGCGCACCCAGGCCAAGCAGCGCUCCGACGCGCGCCCCCGCCCCGCCCCCGGCGCCGGCGGCCAGAACCCGAACCCGAACCCGAACAUGCCCCCGCAGACGAGCAGCGCGCAGAUCGUCGAGCACAUUCGCAAGAACUCGCUCGCGCAGCGCCCGCCCCCCGGCUCUGGUCCCAGCCCCGCACAGGGCGGUCCCUCGCCCUACGCAGGCCCGCCCCCGCCCCGUCAGGGCUCGGGCGACGCGUACGGCCCGCCCCCGCCGCAGAACCAGAGCCCACCGCGCGCGCAUCCCGGCGCGCCGCGCUACGGCCUUACCGACCCCGGCGUCGGCCCCGGCCCCGGCCGCACGUCGCCCGCCGGUGCUGGGCCUGGCGGUCGCCCCUCGCACGGUCGCGUGGUGUCGUCGUCGACGGUGCCGCAAGCCCAGCAGCAACAAGGUGGAGGAUCCCCGACCCCCGCGCCGCGCCCACCGCCUGCCAAGGGCCCUGCGACGUUCCAGGAGAUGGGGUUCCAGAGCCAAAAGCUGGAGGACAAGGAGUGCGUGAUCAUGUGAUGGCGGCGCGUGCGUUGGCUAGCGGGUGCUGCGAUUGUUCUGUUCCGUGCUGUUCAGUUUUUUUCUUUUCUUUUUUGUUUCUUCUUUUUUUGUGUGUUCUUGUCAGAUGCUCGCUUUCCGUUUUUUGCCCUUGUCGCUUGGACAUUAUUGCAUCGUGCGUAGAUCUGCGCGUCCUCGUUGACGCGGUGGGCGGUGGUGGUUGAGGUUCUGGCAGCGGUGGGGAAUAGAUUAGAGCCUGUUCGAACCGUAAUACUCUGUACAGUGAUCGUUGCUCGCGGCGUAGGUAACUUGGCACGAACACAAAAAGCUCAAACUUGCUUUAG